CCCGGGCCUCCUCGCGGCCGAGCCUGAGCGACCCCCGGGUUCUCCAGCGCCCUCUCCCUCCGCCCAAUUUUUUUUCUGUCCUCGCCGCCGCUACCGCUUCAGCUUUCCGUUAUGGCAACCGAGCCGCCCUCCCCGCUCCGGCUCGAGGCGCCUGGCCCCCCAGAUAAGCGGACCCCACCGGCGAGCGAGGCCAUCUCCGAGAGCACCCCGAAACCGGCGGGCGGCAGGCUCCGCUUCCUCAACGGCUGCGUGCCCCUCUCGCAUCAGGUGGCCGGGCACAUGUACGGGAAGGACAAAGUGGGUAUCUUGCAACAUCCAGAUGGCACAGUUUUGAAACAGCUACAGCCACCUCCAAGGGGUCCAAGAGAGCUAGAAUUCUAUAAUAUGGUAAGUGAGGUUUGUGCUGCUGAUUGUACUGAUGGUGUUCUUUUAGAGCUACGAAAAUAUUUGCCAAAAUAUUACGGCAUCUGGUCACCUCCCACUGCGCCAAAUGAUUUAUAUCUGAAACUGGAAGAUGUGACCCAUAAAUUUAAUAAGCCCUGUAUAAUGGAUGUAAAGAUAGGACGAAAAAGUUAUGAUCCUUUUGCCUCAUCUGAGAAGAUUCAGCAACAGGUCAGCAAGUACCCAUUAAUGGAAGAGAUUGGGUUCUUGGUGCUUGGCAUGAGGGUUUAUCAUGUUCAUUCUGAUAGCUAUGAGACACAAAACCAGCACUAUGGGAGAAGCUUAACAAAAGAAACUCUAAGGGAUGGAGUUUCAAAGUUUUUUCAUAAUGGAUUCUGCUUAAGAAAAGAUGCUAUUGCUGCCAGUAUUCAGAAGAUUGAGAGUAUUUUGCAGUGGUUUGAAAGCCAGAAGCAGCUUAACUUUUAUGCAAGUUCAUUACUGUUUGUUUAUGAAGGUUCAUCUCAGCCAACUCCUACAAAAUCAAAUGACAGGACUUUGGCAGAAAAGUUUUUGUCCAAAGGACAACUCUUGGACACAGACGUACUGGAGUACAAUAAUAACUUUCGAGUGUUAAGUUCCACAACAAAUGGAAAAAUAGAGGCUUCAGUAGGCAAAAGCUUGUCCAAGAUGUAUGCUCGUCACAGAAAAAUGUAUUCAAAAAAGCAUCACAGUCAGACUUCAUUGAAAGUUGAAAAUAUAGAGCAAGACAAUGGAUGGAAAAGCUUGUCACAGGAACAUUUAAAUGGAAAUGUACUUUCCCAACUGGAAAAAGUUUUCUAUCAUCUUCCUACUGGUUGCCAAGAGAUUGCGGAUGUAGAAGUACGAAUGAUAGAUUUUGCUCACGUUUUUCCUAGUAACACAAUAGAUGAGGGAUAUGUUUAUGGGCUGAAGAACUUAAUUACUGUACUGCAGAGUAUUUUAGACAAUUGAAUCCUUUGCAGCAGUCUUUGUAAGGGGUGGGGCAAUCAUUGUGAAGAGCAGCAGUCAGUAUCUCUGCACUUGUAAUGCUAUGUAACAAUUUGUAUUGUGAGUCUACAUUUUAUUUGUCUUUAUACUUUUGGUAGAAGAGUUAACUUUUUUAUAAUCUUACUCAGGAAAACUAAUUAUUUGUUCAUUAGAAAACUAUGAAGAAUAAAGAAACUUUGGAGUGUUAAGCAGGGAGUGUGGUGGUACAUGGUUUAAACAUCCAUUUGGCUCAAGCAAAAUACAAACCAUUAUUCAGUCAUUAAGAGUUUAGUUUUCUGUAGCCAGUUUAUCAUGACAUCUCUGUCCACCCAACCUUGACAAUGAGCCAUAUCUAAACUCAUUACAUUAUGAGAACACUUUCAAAAAUCUAAAAAGCACAGAUUGAUGUCCGUAGUAUUGCUUUUUGAAGCUAUUAAAACUGGAGAAAAUUCUACUUCAGAAAUAAGUACUGUUUAGGUUUUAUAUUAAAGUUUAGACCAGCAUAUCAAAAGGUGCUUCUUAGUGAAAUGAUUUUGAAUUAUUGCAUUCCAAAAGCAGAUUUUCCCUUUAAUUUUUACUUAUAUUCAUAGUUCAACAUUAUGCUUCAUGAAAAAGAUAAUUGAAACGGACAACAACAACAACAAAAAUCUUGAAAAUAAGGGCACUGAUAAUUAUUCUUGCCAGGGCAAGAAGAGACAAGUUACUUGAAAGGAACACAUUUUUCUUUUAAAAUCUUUCAUUUAUGGGCAAAUUGGAAUAUAUACUUACUAUAUUAUGAAAAAUGUUAUAAACGGUAUAAUAUUUUUUCCUUUAACUGCAGCUUCAAAAAGGUGGGUGAUUGAAGGUUUGUCUUAUUUGUCCUUUAAAUAACUUUUGAAUUUUAAAAAAUUUUAUAUAUUUUUAUGUGUCCAUUUAGUUAAGCAGUAGUAUAAAUAUAUGUUUCUAAAAAUAGUGUUUAUUAGCAGUGAAGGACAACAUCCAAUUUGUUAUAAAAAUACUGUGUAAAUUAGUGCAUCAUGGAAAGUGGUGCAUGUCUAAACCCAUGCUUGUUUCAUUCUU
Molecule: messenger RNA, 2445 nt
Organism: Molossus molossus (Pallas's mastiff bat)
Lineage: Eukaryota; Metazoa; Chordata; Mammalia; Chiroptera; Molossidae
Gene: IPMK
Product: inositol polyphosphate multikinase
Exons: 6
Coding region: 112-1371 (419 amino acids)
Biological process (GO): inositol phosphate biosynthetic process
Cellular component (GO): nucleus; cytoplasm
Molecular function (GO): inositol-1,4,5-trisphosphate 3-kinase activity; inositol tetrakisphosphate kinase activity
Source: RefSeq, a predicted model, not a curated record